AUGGGUCCGCUGGAGAUCGCUUCAAAGGCGGAGCGCCCUCUGCGGAGGGCUAAGGUCCUACAGUAUGUAAGUACGCUGUGCCUGACUCGGGCAGUGUCCACCGCACCGUACGACGCGCGAAAGUGCACAAACCUGGAGCAGUACUCUAAAGUUAAUAAUGUAGAAAUUACCGGUCUGCCAACUACAAAAGAAGAAUGUGUAAAGGAUCUGCUCAAGGACUUGGCCGCAACUUUCGGAGUGGAGGUGCAAGACAGCGACAUCUCCGCAGCGCACCGUGUGCCAUCCUUCAGGAGGGACCGAGACCCUGCCCUCAUUGUACAGUUCACCAACAAGACGAAGAAGGAAGAGUGGAUCAGCAAGUACCGAACGAAGAGGCCAGCGUUGACAGCUCAGCAGGUAAAUCGGCGGUUCCCGGCUCAGCGCGUCUAUAUAAACGAUCAUCUGUCACCCGAGAACAAACAACUCCUCUCCCAGCUUAAGAAAAAAUGCCGUGAGAUCGGCUACACCUUCGCCUGGUGCAGGGACGCCAAGUUCUUCGCCAGGAAAGAUGAGGGAGGACCUGUAAAAAGGAUCACCAGCUUCGAAAUUAUUGAAAAGCUAAAGUGA
Molecule: messenger RNA, 606 nt
Organism: Homalodisca vitripennis (glassy-winged sharpshooter)
Lineage: Eukaryota; Metazoa; Arthropoda; Insecta; Hemiptera; Cicadellidae
Exons: 2
Coding region: 1-606 (201 amino acids)
Source: RefSeq, a predicted model, not a curated record